AUGGACGCCUCCUCCCUCCGCAUCUCCAAGUUCGAUGGAACUAACUUCCACGCCUGGAAGUUCAAGAUGCAGAUGGUGCUGGAGGAACGGGACCUAUGGGAGGUCGUCAGCGGUGAGAUCAAGGCGGAACAGUGCGAGACUCAGUUGGACCAAGCGACGUACAAGAGGAAGUCAAGAAAGGCGAUGGCAGUGAUCUGUCUAGCCAUGGAAGAUUCCCAGCUACCGUUGGUCCGGUCGGCAAGUGGUGCAUGCGACGCAUGGUCAAGGUUGGAAGACCACUUCGAGAAGAAGAGUCUUGCCAACAAGCUGUUCUUGCGCCGUCGCUUCUUCACGACAAUGAUGGAAGAAGGCGACGAUGUGCUCGAACACAUCAACAAGCUCAAGACGCUGGCGGAACAGCUAGAAGCGGUGGGGGCUCCAGUCUGCGAGGACGAUCUGGUGAUCACACUCCUCGGCAGCCUGAGUGACUCGUAUCAAUUCUUGAUCACAGCUUUGGAGUCGCGCUCAGACACUCUUAGCUGGGAGCUCGUGACGUCUCGACUGCUUCAUGAAGAAAUGAAGCGGAAGGAGCAAGGAAGUAAAGGUGAUGAAGCUUCGCAAGGUCAAGCGUUCAUCACAAGGGACAAUCAGCGCAAAGGGCGACCAGUGAAGAAGUCCUGGCCGUGCCACAAUUGCGGAAAGAUUGGUCACUGGAUGGCGGAGUGCCCCUCGCGCAUCCAAGAAAACACGGAGAGACACCGGCCACAGCGUGCUCAAGACAGCGGCGACCGCUAUCGAUCACAACGUGCAAACGUCGCUCAAGAAGAAGACUCGGGCGACUACCUCUUUUCGAUCGGUGAAACGACAUCUGCGAAAUCGAGCGACAUCUGGCUGGUCGACUCAGGGGCGACGCAGCACAUGACGUGCUCCAAGAAGUUCAUGCGGAACUACAAGGGGUUUGACGCUGUGGAUGUCCAUCUCGCGGAUGAUGGAAUCGUCCAAGCAAUCGGCAGUGGGGACAUUGUCAUGUCGAUGAAGACACCCCAAGGGAUGAAGAAAGGUGUGCUCACAAACGUGUGGCACAUCCCAAAGUUAUCCAGAAACCUGUUCUCGGUCGGCCGCUUCACCAAGGAUGUCGGCCCAGUGACGUUCACGAAGGAUGGGUGCUAUGGAGAAGCGAAAGGGACCAAGUGGAAAAUUGGUGCCCGUGAAGGUAAAGGACUGUUCAAGCUGCAAAUGACUCCAGUGGCGCCGGAACAAGCAAAUGCAGCCAAGUCGUCGGGAUGUCAAGGGGGCACCAAGUCGUACCUCUGGCACCUUCGGCUUGGCCACAUAGGUCACGAUGGACUCAAUUGCAUCGUGACGAAGAACAUUGGAAUUGGCAUCGACAUAUCUUCGGUGAAGAAGUGGGACGUGUGUGAAGGUUGUGCUCUGGGAAAACAGACUCGAGUGCGCUUCCAAUCAAACACUACAGCUCGCACCUCCAAACUCCUCGAAGUGAUUCACAGCGACGUAUGCGGACCGAUGUCGAUGGCAACUUUCAUUGGAAAACGGUACUUCGUGACAUUCAUUGAUGACAAGUCAAGAUACUGUGUCGUCUAUCUGCUCAAGAGCAAAUCUGAAGUUGCGGCGAAGUUCAUGGAAUACGCUGCGAUGGCCGAAACGCAAACCGGAAAGCGCGUGAAGUACCUUCAAAGCGACAAUGGGGGUGAAUACAAGUCCGACAAGCUGGCACGAUUCUGCGCGGAACGGGGAAUACAACAAAGGUUCACACCCCCAUAUACUCCUCAGCUAAACGGAGUAGCUGAGAGAAUGAAUCGCACGCUGGUCGAGUGUGCGCGUUGCAUGAUGGAACACGCUGGACUGGGAAAGAGCUACUGGGGUGAAGCAGUGAUGACGGCGAUGUUUCUUCGAAACCGCUGUCCAACACGUGCCAUUCACCAAGACAAGUCUCCAUAUCAAGUGUGGACGAUGAAGAAACCGAUUCUGGCCAACCUUAAAGUGUUUGGAUGCCACGCGUAUGUUCAAGUGCCUCAAGACAAACACGCGAAGUUCGACUCCAAGUCAUCACUCUGUCGUUUCCUGGGAUACGCCGAACACCAGAAGUCAUAUCGAUUUGAGGAAGUGUCAACAGGAGCGAUCAAGAUCAGUCGCGAUGCCACAUUCAUGGAAGACAAGUUUGAUGAAGGUCCGCGCAACUACAACGAUGAGUCAAGUGUCGUUGUGAUGAACUUUAGACUUCUUGGUCCGAGUGCAAAACGCAAAGUGAAUAUAUAUUUAUAA
Peronospora matthiolae is the source of this 2262-nucleotide messenger RNA. The record is from the annotation of a GenBank genome assembly. Lineage: Eukaryota; Oomycota; Peronosporomycetes; Peronosporales; Peronosporaceae.